Molecule: messenger RNA, 3969 nt
Organism: Cladophialophora psammophila CBS 110553
Lineage: Eukaryota; Fungi; Ascomycota; Eurotiomycetes; Chaetothyriales; Herpotrichiellaceae
Exons: 2
Coding region: 1-3969 (1322 amino acids)
Biological process (GO): potassium ion import across plasma membrane; chloride transmembrane transport; cell volume homeostasis
Cellular component (GO): membrane
Molecular function (GO): potassium:chloride symporter activity
Source: RefSeq, a predicted model, not a curated record
AUGGCCAGCACAGGAGGAAAAAAAGGCUGGCCGGAAUUUGGACUAGGGCGAGGCUCUGUUACUCGACGCGGUCCCACCUUCUUGACACGAACAGCUACUGAUGAGGCUGCUCAAUUGCUGCGGCGGUCAUCAUUCCCAGGCACUCCAGAAGAACACCGUCCUGCGUCAGCCCACGAUGGCUCGGCCCACAAUCCUUCAAGACCUGCUACCGCCCAGUCUUCUGCGUCUGUUCCACCGCUUGAUCCGUUAGACAAAUCGACUUCUUCAAAAGCCUAUGGGACUUUUGAUGGCCCUCAAGAUUCAGCGGAAGUCCCUCAGCCGGCAGAGCGGAUAACCGCAAAUCAGAGUGCUCAAGAACAUUCGUUAGCAUCGUAUGUCAGUGCGGCAACGGGCAAGGUUGAGAAAUCGGUUGUGCACAAAAAUGGCACGUCUCUACGCCCGGUUGGAGGCUCAGAAAAACUGGGCACAUUCUCUGGGGUUUUUGUCCCUACGAGUCUGAAUGUCUUGAGCAUCCUUAUGUUCAUCCGCUUUGGGUUUAUACUUGGCCAGAGCGGUGUAAUAGGCAUGCUUGCCAUGUUGGUCGCAGCCUACGCCAUCAACCUGGUCACCACUAUGUCUCUUUCUGCCGUGGCUUCCAACGGCACGGUCAGAGGAGGUGGAGCUUAUUACUUGAUCUCCAGAUCAUUGGGUCCUGAAUUCGGUGGAGCUAUCGGGUUGGUGUCGUAUCUCGGCUUCGUUUUCAACACUGGCAUGAAUGCUGUUGCUCUGGUCGACUGCCUGGCUUACAACUUCGGCGCUGAGUCCGGAAACUGGGCCAAUGCUAUCCCUGAAGGUCGGUGGUGGGAGUACCUCUGGAGCACCUUGGUCGUGAUCCUGUGCGUCACUAUUUGUAUGGCUGGAAGUGCCAUUUUUGCGCGUGCAAGCAAUGGCCUCCUUUUGAUCCUGCUUCUGGCAACAUUUAGCGUCCCAUUUUCAGCCAUUAUUCGAUCACCCUUUCAGACCACGAAGCAGUUUCUCCAAUUCACAGGACUUCGUCUUGACACUUUGAAGCAGAAUCUGCUACCUCACUUCACCCGAGGAGCUGCUGGCAGCGAACUAAGGGGCAAAGAGAACUAUCAAGAUCUUUUUGGUAUUUUGUUUCCAGCAACUGGGGGAAUCCUCGCGGGUGCGAGCAUGUCAGGCGAUCUGAAGAAUCCUAGCGUGUCUAUCCCCCGGGGUACACUCGGCGGACUGGCUUUGACCUUUGUCGCAUACACUCUAGUGAUUCUAGCUAUGGGUGCAAGUAUUACCAGGGAAUCUUUCUACAGAAACGUCAAUGUCGUCCAGGACGCCAGCAUAUCGGGAACAUUGAUUCUAGCCGGAGAGUUGGCAUCGACAUUCUUCUCCGUUUUGAUGGGUAUUAUUGGACCAGCCAAACAACUGCAAGCUAUUGCUAGAGACAGGGUGGUUCCAGGUCUCUCAAUAUUUGGACAGGGGACAAAGAAAAAGGACGAACCCAUUUAUGCCAUCCUCUGCACUUUCGCUGUCACUCAGCUGGUGCUUCUUCUCGAUAUAAAUCAGAUUGCUUCGCUAAUCACAAUGACCUAUCUAAUGACCUUUGUUGCGCUGAAUGUGGCCACCUUCCUUUUGAAGAUCGGUUCUGCCCCGAACUUUCGGCCUUCAUUCUCGUACUUCAACUGGUGGACGGCGGCCUCUGGGGCACUCCUCAGCAUCGGCAGCAUGUUCUUUGUCGAUGGUAUUUCGGCGUCUGGUUCCGUUUGCCUUCUCCUCAUUCUUAUCAUGAUGAUUCACUACACCACACCGCCAAAACCCUGGGGCUCGAUUUCAGAGGUACUCAUUUAUCACCAAGUUCGAAAGUAUCUCCUGAGACUCAAGACUGAGCAUGUCAAAUUUUGGCGGCCGCAAAUCCUUCUCUUUGUUAAUGACCCUAGAAGGAGUUACAAACUCAUCCACUUCUGCAACUCGCUCAAGAAAGGUGCCUUGUUCAUCAUUGGCCACGUCAUUGUUACGCAAAAUUUUGGCGCCUCUGUGCCUGAAGCACGGCGUCAGCAAGCAGCAUGGAACAAAUUUAUCGACAUCUCCAAAAUCAAAGCUUUUGUGAAUGUGGCAAUUUCGCCUUCAAUUGAAUGGGGAGCCAGAAAUGUCUUCCUCUCCGCUGGGUUGGGGGGCAUGCGCCCGAACAUUGUUGUCCUCGGCUUCUACAACUUACAACAGUUCAGAUCAGAGCAACCGCUAGUCGACGUGCCCAGCCCACCUCCGGAACGAAAAGCCGGAUCGAUUAAACGGCGUCGUACCAGCAUGAGCCAAGUGCGAGGCGCAUUACCUACCGACGUGUGCUAUGUGGAAAAACGGACGGACAUCCAGAGUUAUGUUAUGGUAUUGGAAGAUAUGAUCCUCAAACUGCGGACCAAUGUUGCAGUUGCGAUAGGUUUUGCCCAUCUGGAGCUUCCUAAGGCCAAAGCAAGUGUCACAAAGAAAUAUAUAGAUCUCUGGCCUAUCCAAAUGUCCGCCGAGCUCACAUCUGAAACAGACGGUCAACCCCAGAAUGUCACAACCACCAACUUCGACACUUAUACCCUCAUCCUGCAGCUUGGGUGCAUUCUCAACACUGUACCAUCGUGGAAGCGAUCUUAUAACCUCCGAGUCGCAGUCUUUGUCGAGUAUGAGGCUGAUGUGGAAGAGGAAAGAGCUCGAGUCACGUCACUCUUGGCAAAUCUUCGAAUCAGGGCCCAAGUUCUUGUGUUCUGGCUGGCUUGCGGUACCGUCAAAACAUACAACUGUGUUGUAAACGGGCAAGAUGUGGACGAGGAGACACAAGAUCAAGUCAAUAAAGUCCUGGAAGACGAGGUGUGGUGGCAAGAACUUCUUAAGCUCCGGGGCAAGUCUAGAUCUGGUGAUGUUAGUGCUAUGGAUGCCCUUUCAAUGACAGAUGACUUUGCUUGGCCAAGCUCGUCUCUUCCAGGCAGAAGAGACAGUGUCUUCAUUCGGAUGGAUGGUCUGCGCAGGAUCUUGACACAUCCAAGAAAGAGAUCGUCGUUUGGCAAUUUGUCCAGCCUUGGGGUGAGUCUUUCUAUGAGAACUUCACGCAUAGAUGACGACAUGCUUAGCCGACACGCAUCUCAUCCGAGCGACUCUGAGCGCUCCGAUUCCGAUUCCGAUUCCCAGGACGAGGAUGAGGAAGAGUCCGAUGCAAGCUUAUCAGAAGAUGAUGGAGAGCAGGUCCAGGAGUCGUCGGCAAGUCUGAGGUCCGCACUCAAAACCAAAUCAUCGUCGUCCAAAAAGAGUAGUCAAGCAAGUUCCAAAAGGUCGAGCCGCAAGAGGCAGAAGGAAGAAACUUCAGGGAUGGGAUGCUCUGCGUCGGUCGAGCCAGAAUUGCAAUUUGAUGAAGAGGUUCCGCGUUCAGCUGACGAGGAUGUCGACCGAGGCCGCAGUCCGGCCGCGUCGGACUCUGGUGUACCAUCGUUGAGGGGAAGCCUUGAGGUUACCGGCUCGUCGCAAAAGUCUUGUCCAGCUUCGCCUAAUUUCACAUCCGAACCUGUACCUCUGGUCAGAGUGGCCAGCGACGAAGCCGCUGGUCCCUCAAUCAUGUUCGCCGACCACCCGCACCCGCGGCGACAGAAUGCUGAAGUAAAUGUCCCCAUUGCAGGACGAUCAAUCUACCAACGGACAAAAGAUGACCGCGCUGCUCCUCAACCGCCCGCUCCUGGCUUUCCAAUGGCUGCCUCGAUUCCAUUGUCCUUCAACGACUUACCGAGUCGAGCACAGCAUCUGAUCUUGAACGAACUCAUAUCGCAGAAUAGCGACGAUACGGCCGUCAUCUUCACCACGCUACCGGCACCGGUAGAAGGAACAUAUCGCAGCGAGACGGAUAGCCUUGGAUAUAUCAGUGAUUUGGAGGUGUUGGCUGGUGGACUGCCGCCGACUUUGCUGGUGCAUAGUAACAGCAUGACUGUUACUACGAAUUUAUGA